AUAAAUGUAAUCAGUCAUAGUUCCACAUUACGUAUCUUUCAAAGUUAAAGGCCAAUAUGUUCAAGUGAAAUUUAUGGAGAUGAUCCUGAUAUUGGUGAUUGGUAGCUUGGUCCACAUAUUUCUCUUAAGAGCAGUUAUGGACACGUAUUACAGAAGUAUCAUAGAACUAGACCUACCUCUCACGAAUUCGACCAACAAUCCUGCAGCCAAAAGAGUUGUUCUGAUAGUCGUUGAUGGUCUGAGGGCUAGGUCCGUUUACAAGAACAACGGAAGCCUGACCCCCUUCCUCACGUCCAUAAGGAUGAAACUUGGAUCCUGGGGAGUCUCCAGAGGAGCACCUCCUACAGAAUCAAGGAACGGCCACACGGCCAUCGUAGCAGGAUUGCGCGAAGACCCAAAGGCUAUUUUCAACAGUUGGUACUAUUUUCCAGUGAGGUACGAUAGCGUCUUCGAGCGCAGCCGGCGGUCCUGGGUUAUCGCAGCCUCCACAACGUUGGGGAAGGUUUUCGGGAGGUAUGCAACGGAAAAUGUCGACAUAUUCGUCCCACCCGGACCUUACUUCACUGGAAAAAUGGGAAUGGACCAAUGGAGCGUUGAAAAGCUGAAAUCGACGUUGAACAUCUCCAGUGAAGAUCAGAAUGGACCCAGAAGCAUUUUCGCCGUUCUCCUUCCAGACAUGGACGCCAUUGGUCAUUUCCAUCCGGGAAACUACUCCGCUGGCGUCCGGAGCGUCGACGGAAGAGUCCGAGAAAUCGUGAGGGUGGUCGAGCAGACUUUUCCGGAUAACUUGACGGCUUUUCUGUUCACUUCCGAUCACGGUAUGUUCCGAUCCGCUCAUUGUUUUGCAACAGAAGAUGAAAUAUCCUCGCCACUCGUGGUCUGGGGAUGUGGAAUAAGAAAGCACCCAGUUCGCCAAGAUGUCGAGAACAUCGACCUCGCUCCUUUAAUUUCUGCCCUUUUGGGAAUACAGUUUCCAACGAACUCCAUGGGAAAAUUGCCACUUGAUUAUCUGGACGUCCCUGACAGCGAAAAACUACAGAUUUUCUGUCGAAAUUUGAUCCAAAUACUGAACAUCUUCAAAGCUAAACAAGAACGACUUUCAAAAGAUAUGUUACUGAGGAGGAACUUUUUGGAUGUUGACAAAGUGGAGACCGUUCUCUCGAAAUUUCUGGCAGGAAGUUAUGAAAAUGUGGAAAGUGCUUUGAGUAGCUGUCAAAUUAUAUACCAAGAAUUGAAGAUAGCCAUACGAAAAGUUCAUUGUUCUUUCACUAGUGACAUUAUCAUGCUUGCGUCUGCUCAUAUUCUUUUCUGGCUAUUAUUCCUCUUGUUAUCCUUGCUUUCUGACGACAAAGAUAACUCAAAAGAUUUCAGUUUGGUCUUUAGCUUUUUCAUCGUUACUUUUCACGUUUCUCUUUUGAUUCUAUACAGCUAUCUCGAUCUGUUGACUACUUUUUGUUUACUUCCCUUCGGCACCCUAAGUCUGUUUCUGUAUAAAUUGAAUAAAACUAGAGAUUCGUUCAAAUUAGCUUAUACCCUUCCUCCUCUUCGAGAAUUGAUAGUUUUCGUUUUAUUCGUUCUCUCUAUCAUGCUGGGAAUUCAUUUUCAUUUUCUCUUCGUUUUAACAGCCCUCCUGAUGGCUCCCAUUAUGAACUUCCAAGACACGAAAGAAAAAAAACUAAGAAAUAUUUGGAUAGUUCUUUGUCUCAUCCUGUCAAAUUUUCCCUUAAUCACACCUGAUAUCGAAUGGAAUAUGGACGGAACAAAUUACUACAUCAUAGGAUCAUUGAUUUGGCAUUUCCUAAUAUGUAGUGUCUUUCGAAACUUCCUGAAUUUCCGCAAAACCAUACGUCUUACGAAAUUGCAGAUCGUUGUCAGCUUUCUGCAACUGUUGUUCUCGAUAAUAGUAAGUUUUCACAGUUUUCUGGAGCUCGACGACCAUGGUUGGAAUAUGGUUCUUUACGCCUCUUUGAUUCCAAUUCUUCUCGUGCCAUUUUCUAUGAGGUUAGUAGAGGUUAGGUUGGUGACUAUCUUCCUGGCACUAGCAACCGUUUACAUGGUGGCCGCUAAGUCGUUUGGCCUUAUAUUUCUUACUUUCUUCGUGAUGCUUUUAUUGACAUGGAAAAUACUAGUAACUGAAAAAAUCGAGUCGCAGUGUUUCGUCAAUUUCAGAAAUAUCUGGGUGAUGAUUGGUGUUACCGUUUUAGGUUUUUACGGUAUAUUACAAAAUGAUGAAGUAAGGAUUCCUACAUCUGAACCUACAUUGUAUGGUGUCAUCGUUUUGGUUAGACUUUUAAUGCCAGUGAUGUGUUCUUGUUGUAUUUUCCGGUGUAUAGUGGCUAAGAAGGGCGUCGAUUUAAAUUUUUCUUUCAUUGUUAUAGAACUUAUAUUCGGCACUUUAGCUUUACACUUAUCACAUUUUUUGAAGAACGAGGGAACUUGGUGGGAUAUGGGGACCAGUUUUCAAGUGUUCAUUACAAUCAAUGCGAUCCCACUAAUCAUCGAAUUAUCCUAUUUUAUCGCAUCUUUUCUGAUGAAUGUUGGAUCUUCGGAAGUUUGGACAAAAUUGCGCCUUUUACUGAACUAAAUCAAUUGAAUCAAUUGACUUUUUUUUAUACUCAAUAUGUACUAUCAGUUUUAUUAUAGUUUUUUGAUUA
This is a messenger RNA of Harmonia axyridis, 2654 nucleotides long. Its product is annotated as GPI ethanolamine phosphate transferase 1-like. Gene Ontology annotation, biological process: GPI anchor biosynthetic process. Bases 74 to 2584 code for a protein of 836 amino acids. The record is from RefSeq and is a predicted model, not a curated record. Gene Ontology annotation, cellular component: endoplasmic reticulum membrane. The transcript is spliced from 2 exons. Lineage: Eukaryota; Metazoa; Arthropoda; Insecta; Coleoptera; Coccinellidae. Gene Ontology annotation, molecular function: mannose-ethanolamine phosphotransferase activity.